CAGUCGCAGGUUUUAGGGGGUUUAGACUCUAGACUGUUAGGUAACCCCGCCCCUUGGCUGCAUUAAACAAGAAAAGUUCGAAACAUGGACACCGUAGUCCGGAGCGCUAGCUGCGUUACAUUUAUGUCAGUUUGCCAGUCUCGAACGAACCUAGUGUAGAGGAAGUGGGGUUGGGGAAGAGAAAGACUUUUGUAGUAUUUGGUAUUGUCAAUUUGCUGUGAAAUAAGUGAGGAAGGAAGUGAAAUGGAAGCUGAAAACAUCGUGGAAGAUGUUCCACCAGCGAUUGGGGCAAAUACGAUGCUCAGCCUUGUACGAAGCCGUUCCGAACUAUCGUCCAAUUACCUAGUUGAAAAGGAACCUUGUCUCAAGUGCUUUGAUUCUUGGCCAGAAUCUGAUCAGGUGGAAUUCGUGGAGCAGUUAUUGCAGCGAAUGUGUCACUACCAACACGGCCACAUUAACUCGUUUUUGCAACCAAUGCUUCAACGAGAUUUUAUAUCAUUCUUGCCCAAAAAAGGUUUAGACCAUAUAGCAGAAAAUAUUUUAAGUUACCUGGAUGAUAGUAGUCUUAGAAAUGCUGAACUAGUCUGCAAAGAAUGGAGACGUGUGAUUGCAGAUGGAAUGUUAUGGAAAAAACUCAUUGAAAGAAAAGUACGAACAGAUUCUCUAUGGAGAGGCUUGAGUGAACGACGAGGAUGGGGAGCCUAUCUUUUCAAACCCCGUCCUGGUGAACAACAGCCAGAUCAUUCCUUUUACAGAAAGUUAUAUCCACGCAUCCUUAAGGACAUUGAACAAAUUGAAAACAACUGGCGGUGUGGAAGACAUACACUGCAACGGAUAAACUGUAGAUCCGAAAAUUCGAAGGGUGUUUACUGCCUCCAGUAUGAUGACCGACGAAUUGUCUCUGGGUUGAGAGAUAAUACCAUAAAGAUUUGGGAUCGACAAACUCUCCAAUGUGCAAAAGUUCUUACUGGACAUACGGGAUCCGUACUUUGUUUACAGUACGAUGAGCGCGUGAUAAUUAGCGGAUCGUCUGAUUCAACUGUCAGAGUGUGGGAUCUCAACAACGGGGAAAUGGUCAACACACUCAUUCACCACUGUGAAGCCGUCCUUCAUUUACGGUUUGCUCAUGGACUCAUGGUUACGUGUUCCAAGGACCGAAGUAUUGCUGUGUGGGAUAUGGUGAGUCCCACUGAAAUUAACCUCCGUCGUGUGCUUGUUGGUCAUCGUGCAGCUGUGAACGUUGUUGACUUUGAUGACAAGUACAUUGUCUCUGCCUCGGGUGAUCGAACCAUCAAGGUGUGGUCUACAGCAACCUGUGAGUUUGUUCGGACAUUAAACGGACACAAGCGUGGCAUUGCCUGCUUGCAAUACAGGGACAGAUUAGUCGUCUCUGGAUCAUCCGAUAAUUCUAUUAGGUUGUGGGAUAUUGAAUGUGGCGCUUGCAUACGCGUACUGGAAGGUCACGAAGAAUUAGUUAGAUGUAUCAGGUUCGAUUCCAAACGCAUCGUAAGUGGAGCCUACGAUGGAAAAAUCAAAGUUUGGGAUUUACAAGCGGCGCUAGACCCCAGAGCACCAGCUGGGACCCUUUGCCUUCGAACCCUCGUGGAACAUACCGGUCGAGUUUUUCGACUGCAGUUUGAUGAGUUCCAGAUCGUAAGCUCUUCUCAUGACGACACGAUCCUCAUUUGGGACUUUCUUCACACAGAUUCGCCUUCUAGUUUAACGCCAUCAUCACGUACCUCACCCCAGCGCACUUACACUUACGUGUCGAUGUAAAAGCCCCUCUAGGUCGUGGAAAAGAGAUACAGGCAUCUAACUGAAGGGGUUAGCUAAAGCUAUCACUCCCGUUGUUUGAUAGUCCCAAAUCGAGGGAAGUCUCUCUUGCCUGUCGCUCUCUCUCUCUUCCUCUCCUUUUUUUUUAAUUAAAAAAGAACGUCAUUCGCUAUAAGUUGUUCCAUUGUACGGUCCAAAUAGACGUCGUCUACCCUUGCUGGUUGGAAUUGGAAUGCAUAAUUAUCUCUGGAGUUUUGGGACACAUUCGGCCGCAUGUCACAAGAAGCAAAAAAAAAAAAGAAAAACAACUUCGAGUUAUGUCAACUUUCCAAACAGUGUUUCUCUUUGUUACUUUUUUCCUAUACACUUUGUGUAUUUUUUUUCUCAUCAUCCCCCCUACUAUUGUAAUGUGUGCUUUUUCAUCAUGGCAGGGGAGGGUCUAUGUACAGUACAUGUGAUAUUCCAUCUCCAA
Molecule: messenger RNA, 2245 nt
Organism: Daphnia pulicaria
Lineage: Eukaryota; Metazoa; Arthropoda; Branchiopoda; Diplostraca; Daphniidae
Product: F-box/WD repeat-containing protein 1A-like
Exons: 11
Coding region: 244-1776 (510 amino acids)
Molecular function (GO): protein dimerization activity
Source: RefSeq, a predicted model, not a curated record